Bactrocera tryoni is the source of this 5147-nucleotide messenger RNA. It is a transcript of the gene tacc, whose product is annotated as transforming acidic coiled-coil-containing protein 1. The transcript has 12 exons. The record is from RefSeq and is a predicted model, not a curated record. Gene Ontology annotation, cellular component: cytoplasm. The coding region runs from base 302 to 4630 and encodes 1442 amino acids. Lineage: Eukaryota; Metazoa; Arthropoda; Insecta; Diptera; Tephritidae. Gene Ontology annotation, biological process: mitotic spindle organization; cell population proliferation; cerebral cortex development.
UUUCAUUACGUGAUUCUUUAACCUUUUUUGUCGUGAAAAAGAAUAAUUUGGCGAGCAAUUUCGGCGGCAUACGAGGGCGUGCCGCCACGCACUACAGGCGUUAACGUAAUUGUCGUAAAUCAAUCGUGCGUGCUAAAUGAUUUUGGCAAAACAAAACAAAUAAUUCAAACCAAAUACGCAAAUAUAGUAACACCAACGGCACCAUCCCGCUUAAAAAAAAAACGCAUUCAGCUAAAUUUUAAGUUGUCACAAGCUACCGAAAUCAAAAGCUCUUGUACUAUAAAAUUCGCCACCACAUACAAUGGAGUUCAUUUCAAAUCUUAUAAAACGACCAAUAAGUUUGGUGCGCAGCGAUUCAAUGCCACCAACGUCAAACGAGCCAGAACAAGGUACGAGUAAUUCACGUCCUAUCACACCGAAACAAACUCCGUCACCAUCACACUCGCCAUUAUUGACCUUUGAACGAGCCACCACGCCGGAUCCACUACAACAACAUUUAGUCAAUUCGCUGAUGGUGGCAUCAAAUAUAAUGGACGCAAUAAAUGGACAAGAUGAAUUUCGCCCCAUUGCUGUGGCAACAACAACACGUGCCUCUUCACCAAUUAGUCAAUCGCCUACACAGGCACAGUCACGUUCUUUACAAACAAGCACCAGUAGCAAUGCCAGUGCUAGUGGCAACUUGAAUCCUCCGUCUAAUAGCGUUGGCAGCACAAUCGAAGAGUUGCUCAUAGAAAUCAAUGACAAUUUAAGCAAACAAGAUGAUCUACAUACCGCCGGUGCACUGAGUCAACAUCAUUUGCCGAAUCGACCAUUAUCAUUAUCACCAACUGCUUUGACGCAGGCUUUGGCGACUGAGUAUAACGCAGUUUGCUCGAAAAACGCAAAUCUCAAAGCCACGCCCUCAACGCAAUCCACAGAGUCAUUGUCUUCAUCGCCGUCGCUACUAAAAUCAACUGCUAUGGCACCUGUGGCUGAUAGCGUUUCUACGACAUCUAUUACAGCCACCGAAACUGAGCCGAAAGCAGAGCCUUUCGGUGGGCCUACUCCAGUAUCGCUUAAAACGGGUGCUAAUAUAGAUAUUAAAUGCGAGGCAGCCAGCGAUUUGAUUGAAACAAAAACACCAGAAAUGCUCACAGCGCUUAAUCUGAAUGCGGAAGAUCGCGCAAAACUAACUUUUGAAGACGGUCUUAUACCAACAUUAACAGCAGCCAUAAGUGAGCAUGUAAAACAUGAUGGAAAAGGUGACUCAAAAUCGGCUCAACAUCUGAAGAUACAACUUGAACCGGACACCGCUGCCUCAUCGGAUAAUGAAACCUUCACAGAAUGUCAGUCCUACCAAAUCGCGUCUGCUAACGAUUAUGGUUUUAUAGCGGAUGAAUAUAGUUUUGAGAACUCCGAACUCGAAUCAUACUUUAGUGCUGCUAACUCAAGAAAUGCUACACUCACGACAGGUGAAGCAGAUCCUUUAAGUGUCACUAUAAAUAAAACGUCAGAACAGGAUGAGAGUGAACAAGGUGACUUGCAAUCACUGGUCUCAGCUAUAAGUGGUGACGAUUUAUUAGCAACGCACCAACAUCCAUUAGAUGUAACCUUCGAUGAAGAACCAAUGGAUGUGGAUGAGAGUUUUACUCAGUUAAAACAAAAUGUAAGCGUUGAAGCAUGCCAGUUGCAUACAACUAAUGUCGGUGUUGAUAAUGAGUCAACUUCGAAAACAGCAGAGCCUGAAGGUGUUGUUACUAAUGACGAACAGACGGAGUGUAAGCAACUAAAUUGUACUAAAAACGAAGCUGUACCCAAAAAUGCUGCGAUGCCUAAGCUUGAGACCGAGUUAGAAAUUACACAAUCAAAACUGGAGUUGUCACUAAACAAAAGUAUUGAGAUACCCACAUCAACAACGCAAAAGAACAAUUAUGAGCACAAUAACCUAGAUAUCAGUAGUACUGAAACUUUUUCGGAAGUAGCAGCCGAUCUUACUCAAGCAACAAUUGCUACGACAUCAUCAACUUCGAUUCACUCCGCAAAUACCAGUUUACAUCCCAUCGAAGAAGAGUUAUUGAAAUAUAAAAUUCCAGGUAAACAAGAAUUCGGUAAGUCCUGGACUGGUUCACAAAAUGCACUGAAUCUGACAGUGGAUAUGGACUCAUCAACGCAUAGCAAUAAAAGUUCCGCUUCCUCACCAAGUUUCCCUAUAAAACAUAAGGGAAACUCACUCAAACAAUUUCCACGCUCGCCCACUGCAGCCGUGCCAAAAAGUAUGACAUUCUUAGAAAAAUCGGAAUACACUGAGCGUAUUGAAACAGAACGUAAAAAAUCUACAGCCAGUGAGCCGAAGCUGGAGUUAUUCGGUUCACGAAAAACAUCGACAGUCGACGAAAAACCAACACAGCAUGCAAUAUCGGAAAACCUUGCUGCAAGCAUUACCAGCACUACGGUAUGUCCAAAUGAGUCUAUUAAUGAUGAAAUUGCGUCAACAAAAGUGAAUGGCAAAACAGCAACGGACGCAGUUACACCUUUAACAAGUGCUUCUUCCAUAGACAGUUCAGAUAAACGUCGUACAUAUAAUGUAACGGCUCCGGUGGCAUCUUCCUCUGAAAUAGAGAGCGUGACUCAAAAAUGUGUGAAUGAUCACGAUAAUCGACGCACCUUUAAUAUGCCUGCCGCACCACAAGCGCCAAGUAUCGAUGGACAAAAAUCUGAAAGAGACGACGACAAACGACGUACCUUUAAUAUGCCUGUACCAACACAAGAAACAGACAUUACUAUACAAAAACCAGAGAAUGAGGGCAAUAAUCGACGAACUUUUAAUCUUAUGGGCUCAGAAGAUGUAAUAGAGGAGAAAUUUUCAAGCGAAAAUAAUUCUGAUACAGCCGAGAGGCCUCGUACUUACAUUGUUACUGAACCAACAUUUUCGAUGAGACCAAAUAGUGAAGGAAUAAAUGUGCCUAUGGACAUAGACGACACAUUACCUACAGAAGCUGGUCAAAGCAACACAACACAAUCCCGAACACCGAUGCAGUCCCCCACAACAACUGUUUCUAGUUCGCCACCAAUACCGACCUUACAAAAUCGUAUUGGAAACACCAUUCCAACAAACACCUCACCGCCAAUACCGACACUACAAAAUCGGGCACGAAAUGACCAAACCCAACUUAUUAUGGAUGAUGAUGCCUUUAAAGUGCCACUACCGCCAUCACCAGCAUCAUCGACGGCAUCACCACCAAUAGCUACCAUCCAUAAACGACCGUCUAUCCAUGCGUACAAAAAUGCGGAAGAUGUCGUUGAAGCGUUAUCCGCCAAAGAGCAAACCAAACGCGAUGCCAGUGAUGAGAAGGAUGUGUUCGCUGGCAAUUGUACACCCUCACCCAUGGAAGAGCAGCCAUCUUCAACAAGCAAUUUUGGUAAUUUCGACUCUAAUUUUAACGUUGAUAUGGAUCAGCAAGAAUUUGCAAGUGAGCAAUUUGAGAAUGGAAAUAAUUUAAUUUUGAAUCCAUCCGACUUUGAUUAUCUACUCACAAAAGGCAAUAAUAGCGCUCCAAUUGAUCGCAGUUCAAUAUUACUGAAAUUCGAUCCGUUGCUCGGCGUGCCAGUACCUGCAAAUCAAGUGCAACAACAAAAAACAACAAAGCAAACACCACAAAUAUUACAAAACAUUUUAGGCGAUAAUGCAACUAACUUAAGUCCUACACUCGAAGAGGACGAGCACUCAUCAUCAGCGUCCACAUCAUCAAUUAGCAAUAAUCAAUCGUUUGUCGUUGAGACAGAUAAUAAAAGGAAAUCUGACGAAGAGGAGAGUGCCAAGUCAAAACAAAACUUGAUUAAGAUUUCGGCAGAGAAGCAGCAACGCCAGCAACAACAACAUCAACAACCAACUGUUUUAAAGAAGCAUGACAGUAUGAGUGUCGACGUGAUUAAGGAUAUGAAUAUCGACAACGAUUGUAACAAAUCCUUUGAGAAUUCAAACUCACAACCCGAUGAAAAACAAAUUAACUACAAAAUGGAUGAACUCGAGAAGAAAAUUAAAAACGAAGUACUCAAAACAGAAGAUAUCGAAAAGAAAUUGAAAGAAGCUGAACAGCGUGAGGAGGCAUUAAUCAAACGGAUAACGGAAAAAGACAAAACCAUAACAAAAAUGACCGGUGUCAUUGAAGCGUACGAAAAAGCAAUUGCUGAGCUAAUCGCUGAAAAAGAGCAAUUAUUGCAAAGCUACGAGAAACAGUUGGCGGAGGUCAAGGCGGAUCGCGACUCGAAUUAUCAACAUCUCACGUCACUCGAAACGACAUUUGCUGAUCUGCAUGUCAAAUAUGGCAAAAGUAAGGAAAUGACGCUGCAGCUGAAGGCAGACGAAGAGGCUUUAGUGGUAGAGAAGAGGCAAAUACUGGAAAAUUUACGACUUCAAGAGCAGCGAUAUGAAAAAAUGAAGAAUCAUGCGAUGCAACAGUUGGAAAUCGCCAAUAAAAAGCUCGAAUCGCUUAAUAAAGAGCACAGUAUCGAGACGACAAAACUGAAAGCACUACUCAAAAAGGAGGAAAUCUCGCGUGCCUCUAUCAAUGAGCAAUUACAGCAAAAGUCCAGAGAAAAUGCGGAGCUGGUUAAGAUAUGUGAUGAACUAAUUAAUGGCCAGGGAAGUUAAGUGAUUUCAGCGCUCAACGUCGGCAAUGCAGCGACCUAUGUAUAUCAAAUGUUUGACCGAUUUGCAUAUACUCUCAAUUGAUGUAUGUGUGUUUUGUACUUGUUAUGUAUGAGCUAAGCCUAAAUAGCGUAGCAUUACAUUGCAUUACAAUUACUCGUUAUUAAUAAUUAUUUAGUUGCCUGAUUAGCAAGCAAUGGCGGCAUAGUACAGUGUUCGUAUGCGCACGUACAUACGUGCGAGUGUGACGCUCAAAGGCCAGAUGCGCUUAAGAAAUGCAUUCAUUCAGUUCGCAGUCAUUCACAAACAGUUGUGUGUUUAAUUUAAGAAUUUUGUAUAAUUUCAUUUUCUUUUUUAAUUUUCCAUUGACAUUCACAAUGAUUUGUAUUGCACUUCUUUGCCGCAUAUAAGUAAUAAUUGUUAAGUAAUUUUUUUAUGUGAAAAUAUGUAGGCAAAUGAGUUAACAAAUCCGCAAGUUACUUCGUGGAAAUCAAUAAACACACAUAAACAAACAUUUAAA